Messenger RNA from Solanum dulcamara, 702 nucleotides. RefSeq names its product ethylene-responsive transcription factor RAP2-4-like. Lineage: Eukaryota; Viridiplantae; Streptophyta; Magnoliopsida; Solanales; Solanaceae. The coding region runs from base 1 to 702 and encodes 233 amino acids. The record is from RefSeq and is a predicted model, not a curated record. The transcript is spliced from 3 exons. Gene Ontology annotation, biological process: regulation of DNA-templated transcription. Gene Ontology annotation, molecular function: DNA binding; DNA-binding transcription factor activity.
AUGUCUGCUUCGUUGUAUCAGUUGAAUUCUGUUGAUGAAUUUUUAUUUGGUUGCAUUGUUCGGAUGGCUGAGAGAAAAAAAGGUGAUGCAGUUGUACCCUCAACUGAGGUGCGUUAUGGAGGUGUGAGGAAGAGGGCCGGGGGGAAGUACGGAGCUGAAAUUACAAACCCCUUCAAGAAGGUACACCGGAACAAACUGCUAGGGCUUAUGAUAGAUAGGGUGGCGAGGAAGUAUCGCCGCCCUAAACCCAUAAUAACUAAUUUUCCAUUGACAAAUGAUUUUAUCGAGGAUCAACCACCAAUCACCAAUGCGGAGGAUCUCAAUCUUGACCUCACCCAGCUUAUGUCAACAUUUGUUAUCAACGGCGGUGACGAUAGUUGUACCCCAAAUGAGGUACGUUACAGAGGUGUAAGUAAGAGGCGAUUUGGGAGGUACUCAGCUAAGAUUACAAAUAUCCAACAGGAACAUAUCUGGCUUGGGACUUUUUAUACGGCGGAAGAUGCUGCUAGGGCUUAUGAUAGAGCACCGAGGAUGUAUCGUUGCCCUAGAGCCAUAACUAAUUUCCCGCUGACAAAUGAGGGUAACCUCGAAAAUGCUAAUGAUUUUAUCGGCGGCGGAGCUGGGGUCCAGGAUCAGCCACCAACCAACAAUGCGGAGGAUCUCCAUCUUGAGCUCACCCUUGCCCCGCCAGGGAGCAUGUGA